Cynocephalus volans (Philippine flying lemur) is the source of this 927-nucleotide messenger RNA. It is a transcript of the gene QPRT, whose product is annotated as quinolinate phosphoribosyltransferase. The record is from RefSeq and is a predicted model, not a curated record. Gene Ontology annotation, molecular function: nicotinate-nucleotide diphosphorylase (carboxylating) activity. Lineage: Eukaryota; Metazoa; Chordata; Mammalia; Dermoptera; Cynocephalidae. Gene Ontology annotation, biological process: quinolinate catabolic process; NAD+ biosynthetic process. Bases 1 to 927 code for a protein of 308 amino acids. The transcript has 4 exons. Gene Ontology annotation, cellular component: cytoplasm.
AUGGCGAUGUGGUACUGCGUCGCUCCCGCCUCUGCGGUCACCCGGUUCAAGAGCCUGGAGUUCCUGUUGCCCCCGACCACCCUGGCAGCGCUGGCGGACAGCUGGCUCCGAGAGGACUGCCCAGGCCUCGACUACGCUGCCCUGGUGGCUGGGGCGGCCCCCUCGCAGGCAGCACUGUGGGCCAAAUCCCCCGGGGUACUGGCUGGGCGGCCUUUCUUCGAUGCCGUCUUUGCCCAACUCAGCUGCCAGGUGUCCUGGCUCCUCCCCGAGGGAUCGAAGCUGGUGCCCGUGGCCAAGGUGGCUGAGGUCCGGGGCCCCGCCCACCGCCUGCUGCUGGGGGAGCGGGUGGCCCUCAACACGCUGGCCCGCUGCAGUGGGGUGGCCAGCGCAGCCGCAGCCGCUGUGGAGAUCGCCAGGGGGACCGGCUGGACCGGGCAUGUGGCGGGCACCAGGAAGACCACGCCAGGCUUCCGCCUGGUGGAGAAGUACGGGCUCCUCGUGGGCGGGGCCGCCACGCACCGCUACGACCUGGGAGGGCUGGUGAUGGUGAAGGACAACCACGUGGUGGCCGCCGGUGGUGUGGAGGAGGCGGUGCGCGGGGCGCGGCGGGCGGCGGACUUCGCGCUGAAGGUGGAGGUGGAGUGCGGCAGCCUGCAGGAGGCGGCGCGGGCGGCCCAGGCGGGAGCCGACCUCGUCCUGCUGGACAACUUCAGGCCAGAGGAGCUGCACCCCACGGCCGCGGCGCUGAAGGCCCGGUUCCCGAGCGUGGCGGUGGAAGCCAGCGGGGGCGUCACGCUGGCCAACCUCCCUCAGUUCUGCGGGCCCCACAUUGACGUCAUCUCUUUGGGGAUGCUGACCCAGGCGGCCCCGGCCCUCGAUUUCUCCCUCAAGCUGUUUACCGAAAUGCCGCAAGUCCACUCGUCCUAA